AUGGCCACGCACCGGUGUCUAUGGCUUCGCCUCGCAAUCGUUCCAUGUUGCCUUUGCUGCUGGGCUGUGGGAGGCUCUGCGUGGUGGAGAUACCAAAAAGACAGGAGUGUCGCUGAAGUGCACGUGCUGCGCUUCGUCUCCAUCUCGACCCUCACCACGUCCAGUGCCCAGAGCUUGGAGGGCGCCGAGGAGUCCGAAAAACCGCCAGUUCCCAGCACGAGCUCCACGCCGAACGUGAACGCGGUGGAGCAGAACGUGAGCUCCACGCAGUUGGCUGAGUCUCAAUCUUCGAGCAGCUGGAAUGGCUCGGAUGGCUUGGCGGGCGACACGGCAUAUGUCGUUCCCUUCCACUUCUCCUGCGCUCGACGGAUGACCUGCCCGAAGCCCUGGGAGGUGCAGCAUCGCUCCAGCUGGUUGAUCGUCCUGCUGUGUCGUGAUGACCUCAAUGGGACCUUCCUGAUGCAGAAGACCCGCUCCUGCGAUGAGAAAAGCAAGUUCACCAAAGACCCCAACUACGAGCAGCUGGUGCGAAGGAGCUUUGGCCCAGAUCAGUUCGAGUUUCUUCUCGAAGGAGCUGAGCUCUUGAACCUGAACCUGAACAUGUCCUAUCGAAAAGCUUGCUGCUACGCCUUGCCCUUUCGAGCCAACGUGCCAGGGAGGUAUCACCUGAACCUUGCCUGGCUCCGGGAGGGCUUCACCGGUGUCUCCGAGCGCUUGCGGGGCUGGCAGCCCAUGAACUACCGCAGUCCACUGGACCAGUCCUUUAUUGAGCUGGGCAACUCGAGCGCCACUCGGGACAUCUUACAGUCCUGGCAGAGGGGCGACCACCUGCCGCGCUGCAACGUGACCUCCGAGCAAUAUGAAUACCUGUGUGGUCGCUGGCUUUUCGGCGCCGUCUCGGAGACUAACACCAUCUUCCCGUGGGGGUCGGAGGGUCAGCGGCUGCCGAUGGAGUUCACCUACCCGAUCCGAAAGUGGACCAACUCGAGCCGCUACCGUUGGGCUCCCAACAGCUGCCACCUGUCCUUCAUCUCACCCGAGGAGGGCGCCAAGUGCCUGACAGGGAAGCGGAUCCUGCUGGUGGGGGACUCCCACCUGCGACAGCUCACCCGUGCGGUGAUCGAAGCGGUGUGUGGCAGCAGCCUGGACAUCCCCAAGCGGGUGAGCAAAUGCUUGCUACCUGACAUGGGCCGCUGCAAGAACGUGCAAGAAAUUUGCUUCUUAGCGGACGACUACUUGCGGGGAACGCUGAGAGACUUGGCGAACUACGACCUCAUCGUUGCAGGGUAUAGCCAUUGGCACGUGGCCUACAACUUCUGGCCCCUCUCCAAGUACAUCGGACACCUGAAGGCAUUUAGCAAACAGCUGAAAGCACAGCUGGUGCAGAACCCUUCGCUGCGCGUGCGCUUCGCGUGGCACCAGGCCACCGCGAUUUGCGUGAAGGAUCACAGCCGCUUGGGGGACGCACGUAGCACUCCAAAAAUGCAGAUCCAUAGCCUAGCUGCUCACAAGAUCUUCAAGGAGCUGGGAGUUCCGAUCAUCGACAGCUUUCAGCAGACGGCCAGCUUGACUCGCUCGGGCGAAGGGAUCCACUUCAGCUCGGACACGUUGAUGCGCAGCAGCCUUCAGUUCCUCCUGCACCUUCUGUGCUGA
Molecule: messenger RNA, 1653 nt
Organism: Durusdinium trenchii
Lineage: Eukaryota; Dinophyceae; Suessiales; Symbiodiniaceae
Source: the annotation of a GenBank genome assembly